UGGCGAGGCCCUUCUGCCGUGCGGCAGCCAUGGCGGCCUCUGAGGCGGCGGCGGCGGCGGGGUCCGCGGCUCUGGCCUCGGGCGCCCCGACCGUCCCGACGGCCGCGAGGGGAGCCGCCGCCGCCGCCUCGGGCCCGUGGGGGCCUCCCGGGCGACUGAAGGGCAGCCGGCCGCGACCCGCGGCGGCGAGGCAGCAGCCCGCGGGUCCGGCGCCUCCGGCCCGGGAGCUGAUCCAGCCGUCGGUGAGCGAGCUGUCCCGGGCCGUGCGGACCAACAUCCUGUGCACCGUGCGCGGCUGCGGCAAGAUCCUGCCCAACAGCCCGGCGCUCAACAUGCACCUGGUCAAGAGCCACCGCCUGCAGGAUGGCAUAGUAAAUCCAACAAUAAGAAAAGAUUUGAAAACCGUACCGAAAUUCUACUGUUGUCCAAUUGAAGGAUGCCCCAGAGGCCCUGACAGACCAUUUUCUCAAUUUUCUCUCGUAAAACAGCACUUUAUGAAAAUGCACGCCGAAAAGAAGCAUAAGUGUAGUAAGUGCAGCAACUCCUACGGCACCGAGUGGGACUUGAAAAGGCACGCCGAGGAUUGUGGCAAGACCUUCCAGUGCACGUGCGGCUGUCCCUAUGCCAGCAGGACCGCCUUGCAGUCCCACAUCUACCGAACUGGCCACGAGAUCCCUGCAGAGCACAGGGACCCACCUAGUAAGAAAAGGAAAAUGGAAAACUGCCUGCACAGCCAGAAGCUGUCCGGUAAGACCACCGAGUCAUUGAGCAGUCAGCCAGCUCCAAGACCAGACACUCAAGAACUAGAAACUUCAGAAAUAAAACUAGUCACUACUUUUGAAGACUCUUGCAACUCUAAUGCCGGAAAGCAGACUCUUACGACACCUCCAAGAUGCCCUCAGAAGUUGCUUUUACCCAAGCCCAGAGUGGCUCUGGUGAAACUUCCUGUUCUGCAGUUUUCUCCCACGCCUGUCUUUGUGCCUACAGCCGACUCCUCGGCCCAGCCCGUGGUGUUGGGCGUGGAUCAUCAGGGUUCCGCCCCGGGCGCUGUGCACAUACUGCCCUUGUCGGUCGGAACCCUGAUCCUCGGCCUAGAUUCAGAGGCUGGCUGUCUCAAGGAGAGUCUCCCUCUUUCAAAAAUCGUGAAUCCUGUUGCUCUGGAGCCAGUUAGUACAGGUGUUCAGGUGAACUUGGGUAAGAGCCUGUCUAAUCCUUUACAAGAACUAGGAAACACAUGUCAGAAGAAUGGCAUUUCUUCAAUCAACGUGCAGACGGACCUGUCUUACGCCACACAGCACUUCAUACCUUCCUCCCAGUGGGCCGGCCCUGAUUCCUCCGUAUCUUCCUGUUCUCAAACGGAUUUGACGUUUGGUUCCCAAGUCUCCCUUCCCAUUAGUGUUCACACUCAGACAUUCUUACCCGGUUCUAAGGUAACCUCUUCCAUAGCCGCUCAGACUGACACGUUCGCAGAUGCCUGUUACCAGCCAGGUGGGAUCUCCAGAGAAACCCAGACCAGCGGGAUGCAGAGUCUGACAGAUGGCCGAGUCCAGAUGGACCAAGCUGUAAUGUGUGGAGACAUUUUUGAGAGCGUCCAUUCAUCCUACGGUGUUUCCACAGACAAUAUCUUAAGCAGCAGCCUAGUAGCAGGGACUGUCACUCAUGGUUUGUUACCUCAGAACCACCCUAAGACUUUAAAUCAAGAUAUUGAGAAAUCUGCACCGAUUAUAAACUUCGGCGCACAGCACAGUAUGCUUCCUCCACAGAACAUGACGGAUAAUCAGACCCAGACUAUGGAUUUAUUAAGUGAUUUAGAAAACAUCUUGUCAAGUAACCUGCCUGGUCAGACACUGGACAAUCGUAGUCUUUUGUCUGACCCGAAUACUGGACCUGACACCCAGCUCCCAUCUGGCCCAGCCCAGAAUCCCGCAAUCGAUUUUGAUAUCGAGGAGUUCUUUUCCGCCUCAAAUAUCCAAACUCAAACUGAAGAGAGUGAGCUUAACACCAUGACCACUGAGCCAGUCUUGGAAUCUCUGGACAUAGAGACCCAAACUGACUUCUUCCUUGCGGACACCUCUGCCCAGUCCUAUAGCUGUAGGGGAAAUUCGAACUUCUUAGGCCUCGAAAUGUUUGACACGCAGACACAGACAGACCUAAACUUCUUCUUAGACAGUAGCCCCCAUCUGCCUCUGGGAAGUAUUCUGAAACACUCCAGCUUUUCCAUGAGUACGGAUUCGUCUGACACAGAGACCCAGACCGAAGGAAUGUCCGCUGCUAAAAGCAUACCUGCCGUAGAGAGUAAAGUUCAGUUGAACAGCACAGAAACACAGACCAUGAAUUCUGGCUUUGAGACCCUGGGCAGUUUGUUCUUCACCAGCAACGAAACGCAAACCGCAAUGGACGACUUUCUUCUGGCCGAUUUGGCCUGGAACACAAUGGAAUCUCAGUUCAGCUCUGUAGAAACCCAGACGUGUGCAGAACCACACACGGUCUCCAACUUCUAAACGUGAAGUCUGUGCGCGGGUCGGCCUUUACAGUUUCCUUCCGGGUUCAGCGAAUGGAGGGUAGGACGACAGUGUUAACGCCGUUGAAUGUAGUUCCUGAUGCGUUUACUUGGGUCCUUGGAGGUUCUUUGCCUUUUGUACUUGUAAACAUGAAAUUUGUGUAUAAAUGUGAGUGUAUUAUAAAGCGUAAGAUGUUGAUCUAAAAAUGAUUGUUUCUGUGUUGCCUCCAUUUGCCCUCUCACAGUUAGUUGUCCCAUCUUAAAAGAACAAGAGUGUCUCACACCUGUAAAACCCAUCUAGCACUUAGCUGAAGCCAAGCUUACCAGGUCCUAGGGUACAGACUUUUCAAAUCUGCAAAACAUUUCAGUUGAAAUGUGAGUCGCUUGACUUAAAUUGCACCUAAAAUAUCCGACGGUGUUGGAGAGAAGUUCCUGUUUCCUGAGAGUAAAUCUAAAGAACUCGGACGCCACGCAGCAGAUUUGGGCACGAGUGCUUAGGUGGCGUGGGGCUCCUGCCGCCUGCAGCUUCGUCGGCUUUGACCUCUCCCUUUUUUUCUGACUUGGAGACGAAGGAAAACUACAGCCAGCUUUAGCUUUUGAGACCGUCUUCGGGUAACCAAUGCUUAUUCUUCCUCCACACGAACCAGGAGUGAUCCCAACGUAAGUGUACUGUACUUGCCUCACAAGACGCGUUUCGGAACAAUUACUGCUUCAAGAAGUAGUGGCCAGCCCUCAGUGUAAAUAGUGAUCCUUCUGGUCGAAGUGACCGUCCGUCAUCCCAGCCACGGGAACGCCGCGUUGUGGAAUCGUGCCCAGUUAGCUCAUCCUGGAGUGUGCCCUGUGAACACCCCUGCUGCUCUCCCCAGUAGGCAAGGGGGGGCGCUCCAGAGCUCCUUCUCAAAGUGGACCCAUAGGCUGGAUCUGAGUUGUGUCUAAAUGUUAAGAAAAACAAUAAUGGAGAGCGAAGAGGCCAUUCCCCCCUAAAUCUCCGUACUUUGUGUAAGCUUGAAUAGGGCAAGAGUGCAAUCAAUUAUUCUCAAGUGAAUCUUCAUCCACCUCUCAUCUUUUCCUGGAGUAAGGAAAGACAUUGGCCCAGCAAGGGUAGUAUUUGUGCCUUGAGGAUAAGAAGUACAUAACAGAUCCACCCGCACUAUGGGAUUCCACAUUUUGUUGCUUUAUUUAGACAGCAAUACCAGUCUUCAAAGAAGAUGAAGACCAACUACUUCAGUAAUCAAGAACAUCCACGUUUUUAGUUGGGAGCAUGGCCAGAUACGCUCUGGAGGUUUUCUCUCUUCAGGAAAUCAGGAAUUCUUGGUUGUUGGCCAACUUUCAGUCAAGGAAAAAUCGGUGCAGCCCCUAAGUUUUCUAAGUUUAUUUAAAAAAAAAAAGUUCCUUCUGUGGCACAUGCUUAUGCUGCUGAAGACUAAACCCUCAAAAUAAAACCUAAGGAGUAGACUAAUAACUCAUUAAAUGGAUGAUAUUAGUAUUAAUUCCUGUCCCAUAGAAUAGUUGGUAGUGAAUCAAUAACUUAUCCAGGACGGAUGAACCUAACCUGAUAGAUAAAAGUUUGCUGUGGUCACAGUGGCCUAUGAAUAUGGGUUUCAAAACAGACAUAAAGCCUUAACUUAGAAUUUCAUUAUGUUUUAGAACUGUCACUGCCUUAAUGUUCAAACAUUUAUUUAAGUUCUCCUAGUCAGGGAGAAAUGCAUGUUCGUUUAUGGCUUUUUGUAAAUACAAAUGCAGUGAUCUUUGGCUUUAAACAAAAAUGUGUUUUGUUUUGUUUUGUUUUGUUUUGUUUUGUUUUGUUUUGUUUUGUUUUGUCUGUGUGGAAAUGUUUGUUAAUUCAGCCAGUAGAGUUACUUACAGAAAAUUGGAGCAUGUCGUAGAUCUUCAUGUAAAGUAAGAACUGUUUCCCUCCCAAACCUUAGUUACCUGAAUUGUCCUAUGAUUAUCCGUAAAAAAUGAAAUCCUGUGAUUAAAGAGAAGUGAGAAUUCUA
Molecule: messenger RNA, 4497 nt
Organism: Neofelis nebulosa (Clouded leopard)
Lineage: Eukaryota; Metazoa; Chordata; Mammalia; Carnivora; Felidae
Gene: ATMIN
Product: ATM interactor
Exons: 4
Coding region: 30-2501 (823 amino acids)
Biological process (GO): regulation of transcription by RNA polymerase II
Cellular component (GO): nucleus
Molecular function (GO): DNA-binding transcription factor activity, RNA polymerase II-specific; transcription cis-regulatory region binding
Source: RefSeq, a predicted model, not a curated record